Messenger RNA from Cercospora beticola, 579 nucleotides. RefSeq lists its product as uncharacterized. NCBI's taxonomy places the organism in Eukaryota, Fungi, Ascomycota, Dothideomycetes, Mycosphaerellales, Mycosphaerellaceae. The record is from RefSeq and is a predicted model, not a curated record.
AUGAACUGCAACGGUCGUGACAGGGGGAUAAUCGGCACCGCAUGUGAAGCACAACUACCGUUUUUCUGUUCGAGCUGCAAACAACCCACAACACACAAAACCACUCCUGACAAACUUCAUCCAUCACAUUCCAAACCACACAUCAGCCAACGAGCAAAGAUGAGCGGCAACGAGUUCACCGAGCGUGAGAGACAGAUGAUGUCGCUAGCCUGGCAGUGCUUUGAUGGCGAGCCAAAGCUCGACUACAAGAAGCUUGCAGGUCUCGCAGGCAUGAAAAACCCAGUUUCGGCUUCCAACGCAUGGUCCAAAAUUAAGAAGAAGCUGAACGCUCAGGCUGAAGCCGUCAUGGGCGAGGGCGCGGCGACCCCGAACUCCACAGUCAAGGCCACUCCUGGCAAGAAGCGCGGUCGCAAGCCUCUUGGAGACGACAACAACGGAGAGACCCCAAGCAAGAAACCCAAAGCUACCAAAGCCAAGAAAGCCGCGAGCGAAGAUGACGCCGACGAGGAGGAGGGCGUCAAGCACGCAGUCAAGACGGAAAAAGCAGAGGACGGAGACAGCGAGGAUGAUCGGCUCUGA